AUGUCUUCAUCCAGCGCUGGUGAGGGGACCAGCUCAUCGUCUGAUGCGGCUAGUGAUGACGGCAGUGGGCUUGAAAGUGGGGCAGACUCAGCGGGCCCAGAAGACACCUCUCCUGUGAGAUCUGGAGAAUCCGCCUCCACCAGCUCUACGACAUCGACGUCAUCCUCCGAGCCAGAGGCCCAGCCAAAGGAAAAGCAAAGUCAGUGUAGCCAUUCGCCGGAGUCAGAUGCCACCAGCUCAUCAGAGUCAGACGCUGCCAAAAAGCCGGCGGUGCUCGCAAAGCCUUUGGGUGCACAGCUAGAAACAACCGAAGCUCACGUCGAGCGGCAUUGUUUCCCAGCCCAUGUUCGUGAUUGUGAACGGUGCCGCUAUGUCAGAAACCGCUCUCAGUGGGAAGAAGAUGCAACGUAUGUUGACCCAAGGUCUGGUUUGAAACAGGUCUGGCUGGUGGAGCAACCACGUCCACUUCAAAAGCCUUGGCAUUUGGGCUGCGCAAUAUGUAUGCAGGCCAACAUGGGUGGUCGUUUUGGCCGCUGCAAAGGUGGAGCCAAACUGUCCAACAUCAGGCGGCAUGGUGAAUCAGCCGGCCACCGGGCCGCGCUUGCCCAGCUUCAUUUGUCUUCAGACCGAUUGGGCGCCAGCCCAGACUUGGUUGGUGAGGGUUUGACAGCUGCGCAUGUGCUUUUCCAACGGGAGCUUAUAGCCCAUGGGGGCAGCUUUGAGUCAUUUUCACGGUUCUGCAAGACUGCCAAAUUUGCAGGCGCUGACUUGGGCUUUGGCUCUGUCGGGCCGAAGAUUUCCAAGCAAUUGACUGCUGUCUUGGCUGAUAUGGAAACCAUGAUCACAGGCGCUUUGUUGAGAAACACUUCUGUUCUUGGCUUCAUGCAGGAUGCGUUGGGCAGCCAUGUGGCCUGCCGGCUUCGCAUGGUCGUUUGGAAGCUCCCCCGAUGUGUUGAGGCAGCACUUGAUGGGCUUUUGCCACGAGGUGUUUUGGCGCUCGGCCCAAGAGGCCCAUGGUUUGUGGACCGUUUGGCCUGCCUAGCUUCGCUUGGCUCUGAUCAUGGCGCUGGUGCAAAGAAGGCGAUCAUGAGGGAAUGCUUGGCCAAGGUUAGUCCAGAUCCCGCAACUUUCAAGCUCGCUUCUAAAGUCUUGCGUUUCUAUGCCAGUGACGCAUGCCCCACUGAAGUUCGUGCAGCUGAGCUGAGUCAGAUGGAGGACUUUCCAAAUUUGAAGUUCCACAGCACAGAUGCAUCGCAUGGCUCCUUGGUGGCGCUUAAGACGGCCUUCCGCUCAGAUCCGGAAGUGGCUUUGGUUGAUGAGCUUUUGAUUUCCGGCAAAAAGCCACCAAGCUUGGCCAAGUUGUUGCGGACAAGCAGCAAGAUGCAGUCGUUUUUCAAAGAGGCAGAGCUUUCAGAAGCCGUUGCUGUGCUUUCUCAUUUCGGCUUUGCUCCACAAAGAUUUGACAGUCGAAAAGUUCCUUUAGGGCGCAUAGCCACAAGGCUUCGCCAGGCCUUCGCGGCCCUGGCUGAAGAAGCUGAGCAUUGCGGAGAGGAAACGCGGCGAAAUGGAGCCACACACUUGUUGAACGAGCUCACUGGGGAGAAAUCCAUGCGCUUGGUAUUAGGGGCCAUGAUGGCAGACCUGGCCCACGAACACUCCAAGCACGUCCACACAGGCGACAAGAACCAAUGCGAUCCCAUGAUGCUGGAAAAGGCCGAGCAGCUUUUCUUGGCCCGCCUGAAAGUCCUUUUUCAGGACGGUCUGAUCCUGACAUCGGCUGCCCGUCAGACCUUCACGGGACAGGUUCUCAAGUUCUUGUCGGAGCCAAAGCUUUUGUUUUUCAAGAAGAAGGCGUUGGUGCUCUCCUUGGGUGCUUUGGAUCGUGACGACGAGCUUUUCCAGCCAUUGAACCGCAUGAGGUUGGUUGUGCAGGCUGUCACUAAGAUGCUCCAAGCCUCGCGCCCUUCAUUUUCCUGGGGCAAGAGAUUCUUGAGUUUUUUGUUGCCGUCGCCUUUGCUGCUCCGUCGUGAUGACCCAGCCCGGGCGCAGGCAGAACAGCGGCUCCAAGAAAUUCUUCGGGCAGGCUGUUGGGACGAAGCUUUGGCGAUGAAAGAGCUCCGGACGCUGGCGGCUGUAGCUACUUCGCACUUUAAGCGAGGUGCCCGUGAGUUGGAGGCAUGGGGUCGGGCUUCGGCAGAUUUUCCUGAGGUUUUGUGUGGCAGGGAGCUCGUUUCUCUUUUCUUGGGCUUCACCGAGUCCACGUGUGAAGUGGAAAGGUCUUUGAAGGAGGUUGGAUUGCAAACGCUUCGUGAGAGAAGUGGCUUGCUAGACACAAGCCUGGAGAGUUUGCUUGUAGCCAACCAAGCGCCGCAUGACUUUGUGUACAAGAAAAAGAAUGCUGCAGGCGACGUGGUCCUGGAGCCCCGAGGUCGGUACCUUCCAGAUCUCCUCAAGAAGUACCGGGACCAAUUUGGCUACAAGCUGGCACGUGGAGACCGCAAGACCAGGCGGGAUGCAGGUGUUGCAAAGGACCCGGAGGUUCUGAAAGAAUUCUUGCGGGACCGUGAGGCCGCGAUCGUUGCCAUGGUCCAACUUGGCCCAGAAGAGCGCGAGCGGCUCACCAAGACCUCUUUGCUGCAAAGACCUGUUCCAAAGGAGAGUGAGCAGGAGCUGGCUUCUUUGAAGACCGUGGCAUUUGCUAAGAUGGAGGAGAAAGCAGACAAGACAUGUCAACAAAAGCGAGACCGUCAGGAAGAGAUUCUUGAAAGGCCAGAGCGAACUGCCAAAAAAAGUCGUGCUGAAGAGCCGCAAGGCUCGAGGUGGGCGGGGGGAUUGAAGCCUCCGCAAGGCAAAGUUGAUCGCCCAGUUCCUGGCGUGGCUUUGGUCGCAACAGCGCAGACCACUUCAAAGCUUCAAAGGCUUGGGUUUCGUGUUGUUCUUUUGGGCAGCGACCCGCAGUCAGGGGCAGUGAAGUUUCUGCAGGAGGCCUUCAAAUUGGAAAGCCUUCGAAGCGUGACUCAUUUGGUGCUGUGCACGGACUAUGUGGCUGACAACCACGCUCUGCUGGGCGCAGCAGCCCGGCUGGCUGGUGCCUUUUUUUGCACUGAAGCUGCUUUCGCCAAAUGUCCGAUGAGCCCGGCGGGCCCAACAGGCGUGCAAUUUCGCACCAGCUUGCGCAGACCCCGCGAAGUUUUUUUGCACGAGGAUUUGGCCCGGCGACAUUCCGGGCUCCCGGCCCUUUUGACGGCAGCAUCUGCGCGCCCCAACUCAGGCGUGGCAAUUGCGGCCAGUUUCAAACACUUGAAGAAGAAGUACCUGAAGUACAAGACCGCCCGGGGACCAAAGAGCAAACCGUGGCUUCAAAUGCGAGCCUUGUUGCCCGAUGGCUUGCUCCAGAGCAGUCUUUGUGCCACGUGGCACCACAGAGGCUUCAGCGGGGAACGCUUGACCUUGGAGACUGGCUACGACUUCAGCCAGGUACAGUGCGGCAGCGCCGCUGUCCGGCGGGCUCUCGCUUCUCGGCCCCGACGUUCCUGGAUCAGCGUGCCCUGCACUGCCUACACCAUCAUGCAAAACCUGAGGAAAAAGACCUUGCAGAGCCAGAAGAAAUUGAAGAGACAAAGGCUGCAUGCCAGGCGAAUCAUUCGCCAGACACUUCGCGUGGCUCGGGCAACAGUUCGGGGCGGCGGGGAUCUUUACUGGGAGUGGCCGCUGCGGUGUCGGGCUUGGAAGCUGCGCUUGAUGCGCAGGUUGGAGCAGUGGCUUGGCCGCAAGGGCAAGACCGUGUUCAAGGUCAGGGUCGACGGCUGCCAGUACGGGUUAAAAAACCCAGCUACAGGAAACUACCUUCAAAAGUCGUGGCUGUUGCUCACGACGGACGCACGUUUGCAGCAGGUCUCCCGCGUUUGUUCCCGAGAGCACCGCCGACAGUUUGAGCACGAGCCAAUCCAGGGCCAAGCGUUGACGAGCAGCACAGCUUUUUAUCCCCAAGGGUUGGUGGAUGCGAUUUU
Molecule: messenger RNA, 4010 nt
Organism: Durusdinium trenchii
Lineage: Eukaryota; Dinophyceae; Suessiales; Symbiodiniaceae
Source: the annotation of a GenBank genome assembly